This is a messenger RNA of Stomoxys calcitrans (stable fly), 2316 nucleotides long. Its product is annotated as mucin-2. The record is from RefSeq and is a predicted model, not a curated record. The coding region runs from base 1 to 2316 and encodes 771 amino acids. The transcript is spliced from 2 exons. Lineage: Eukaryota; Metazoa; Arthropoda; Insecta; Diptera; Muscidae.
AUGGAUCCCUCCAUAACUAACACCACAGCUUUUCCUCCAGAAACCAACAUCACUACAAUCACCACAACGUGGAUCCCUCCAGAAACUAACACCACAGUUUUUCCUCCAGAAACCAACAGCACCACAUCGUGGAUCCCUCCAGCAACUAACACCACAGCUUUUCCUCCAGAAACCAAAACCACCACAACGUGGAUCCCUCCAAUAACCAACACUACAGCUUUCCCUCCAGAAACCAUCACCACUACAACGUGGAUUCCACCAGUAACUAACACUACUGCGUAUCCCCCAGAAACCGACACCACCACAACAUGGAUCCCUCCAAUAACUAACACCACAGUUUUUCCUCCAGAAACCAACACCACUACAACAUGGAUCCCUCCAGUAACUAACACCACAGCUUUUCCUCCAGAAACCAACACCACCACAACGUGGAUCCCUCCAGAAACCAAUACCACCACAACAUCGAUCCCUCCAGUAACUAACACCACAGCUUUUCCUCCAGAAACCAACACCACUACAACAUGGAUCCCUCCAGAAACCAACACCACCACAACAUGGAUCCCUCCAGUAACUAACACCACAGCUUUCCCCCCAGAAACUAUCACCACUACAACGUGGAUUCCACCAGUAACUAACACUACUGCGAAUCCUCCAGAAACCAACACCACCACAACAUGGAUCCCUCCACUAACUAACACCACAGCUUUUCCUCCAGAAACCAACACCACUACAACAUGGAUCCCUCCAGAAGCCAACACCACCACAACAUCGAUCCCUCCAGUAACUAACACCACAGCUUUCCCCCCAGAAACUAUCACCACUACAACGUGGAUUCCACCAGUAACUAACACUACUGCGAAUCCUCCAGAAACCAACACCACCACAACAUCGAUCCCUCCAGUAACUAACACCACAGCUUUCCCCCCAGAAACUAUCACCACUACAACGUGGAUUCCACCAGUAACUAACACUACUGCGAAUCCUCCAGAAAGCAACACCACCACAACAUGGAUCCCUCCAGUAACUAACACCACAGCUUUUCCUCCAGAAAUCAACACCACUACAACAUGGAUCCCUCCAGAAACCAACACCACCACAACAUCGAUCUCUCCAGUAACUAACACCACAGCUUUCCCUCCAGAAACCAACACCACAACAACGUGGAUUCCACCAGUCACUAACACUACUGCGAAUCCUUCAGAAACCAACACCACCACAACAUGGAUCCCUCCAGUAACUAACACCACAGCUUUUCCUCCAGAAACCAACACCACUACAACAUGGAUCCCUCCAGAAACUAACACCUCCACAACAUGGAUCCCUCCAGUAACUGACACCACAGCUGUGCCUCCAGUAACUAACACCACAGCUUUUCCUCCAGAAACCAACACCACUUCUACAUGGAUCCCUCCAGAAACCAACACCACCACAACAUGGAUCCCUCCAGUAACUAACACCACAGCUUUUCCUCCAGAAACUAACACUACUACAACGUGGAUCCCUCCAGAAACCAACACCACCACAACAUGGAUCCCUCCAGUAACUAACACCACAGCUUUUCCUCCAGAAACUAACACUACUACAACGUGGAUCCCUCCAGAAACCAACACCACCACAACAUGGAUCCCUCCAGUAACUAACACCACAGCUUUUCCUCCAGAAACCAACACCACCACAACGUGGAUCCCUCCAGAAACCAACACCACCACAACAUCGAUCCCUCCAGUAACUAACACCACAGCUUUCCCCCCAGAAACUAACACUACUACAACGUGGAUCCCUCCAGAAACCAACACCACCACAACAUGGAACCCUCCAGUAACUAACACUACAGCGUUUCCUCCAGAAACCAACACCACCACAACGUGGAUCCCUCCAGAAACCAACACCACCACAACAAUGAUCCCUCCAGUAACUAAUACCACAGCUUUCCCUCCAAAAACCAACACCACCACAACAUGGACCCCUCCAGUAACUAACACCACAGUUUUCCCUCCAGAAACCAAUACCACCACAACGUGGAUCCCUCCGGUAACUAAUACCACAGCUUUCCCUCCAAAAACCAACACCACCACAACGUGGACCCCUCCAGUAACUAACACCACAGCUUUUCCUCCAGAAACCAAUACCACCACAACGUGGAUCCCUCCAGUUACUAACACCACAGCUUUUACACCAUUAACCAACACCCCCACAACGUGGAUCCCUCCAGUAACUAACACCACAGCUUUUCCUCCAGAAGCUGCGACCACUCACAUGGGUGAUGAGUCAGUGUGGGAACGAAUUUCAAGUUUUUUCAGAGACCUUCAUUUCUAA